AUGAUGAUGAUGAUGCCGGAACACAUGGGCGGCGCCCGAACUAAGCCUCCAAGGCAGCACAAGCCGCCGACGGCUCAGCGAGGAAGCGUGGCCAGCAGCAGCAGCAUGUACCACGGGGCGCCUCGAGACCGCGGGGACAAGAAGCGUCAACGCCUUACACCCCCGCCCAACGAAGUGUGGAUGGAGGCCAUCAUGAGCAAGGGUAAGACGCCAGAUGGAUACAUUCCUGCCUCGGCCGUCACGGCCAGUGGGGUGGCCACGUCUUCGGCUGCAGGUUGGCAAGGGAGAGCGAGAGCGCCGUCCGACUACCCUCAAGCGUCGGGUCCUCAGGGACCUGUGCAGUAUCCGCACUACUCAACUGCCCCUAGCUACCAGGGAAGACUGGUAGAACGUCGUCCCUCGUAUCAAGGGAGAGCGCCGGAGACUUACCAAGGGAGACCUAUGGAUCCAGGAUAUCAAGCGAGAAUGGUGGACGGAGCAGCGACAUAUCAAGGGAGAACAGUGGACGGACCUAAUGGCUAUCAAGGUAGAGCGACGCCUGGUCCUGUCUAUCAAGGUAGAGCGAUGGAGAACUCUGCGGGGUAUCAGAGUAGACCAAUGGAUGCAGGAUAUCAGGGAAGGAUGGAGCCGCCGCCAGGUUACCAGGAGAGACCAUCGGAUGGACCAGUGGUGUACCAGGGGAGACUUGUCCAGGGCUCUCCAGCUUAUCAGGGACGCGUAGCGGAUGGAUCUGCAGGAGGGAAGUCGUAUCAAGGCAGGAUGGUCGAGACGUCGUCGUCUUCUGGCAAGAUGGCGGAGGACUACAAGAGGGAGAGGAAGUUGCCUCCGAGAGUAGAGGAAAUGUUAAGAGAGCAGGUAAAUCUGGACGAGUCGGUGCUGCAUGACGCGUAUGCUGUGGCGAUGGAGGACUUGAUCCCGGAAGAAGAAGCCAAUUUUGUGGCUAAAGGACUGUGUCACUUGUGCGGAGCGAGUGACAGCCAGUUUAUGCCAGUAGUGAAUUUCUGUCCACAUGGAGAUGAGCAGCACUCGCUGUGUCGGGAACAUUUGCGCAGCGUGUAUAGAGUGCGACUGGAAGCGCUGUUUGUGGGCAGGAACGGCUCGGCGCCGAAUCGUCGACUACUCCGCUGCUUGAUCUGUACGCGCGGAUGUCCGUGCACAAGGUGUACGGCGGAGAAAGGGGUGGAGGUGCAGAAAUACAAACGCUAUCUUAUGGAUACGCUACGUCGUAGUGGACAAGGGGCAUUAAUGGCGCCCAAGGACGACCGUGUUACUGCCGUUGCUGCUGCGAAAGCUGCAUUGUCUGCCCCGGCCUCGGACGGUCGAUUGACGUACGGGAGUGCUCCAAGUACGAGCUCUAGCGAUGGUCGUCGAUACGCUCAGUAUCCACCCACACCUCCAGCAGAAGCCCGUCCUCCUAUGCAGCGAGACGGACUACCAGCUCGCAGUGUGGAGGCAGGAAAAGCGUACGACGUACGCAGACAGAUGCAGCUCAAGCAGGCCGAGAGUGACAAGGAACAGACGUCUCGAGACGGAUAUUCCCCCAGUAUGCAGGCACAACCAAAGUCCCCGUCUCCUGUUCCGAAACGUGCAGCCAAGGAUACGUCGUCUGGUAUGCUCGCCGUGAUGGCGGAAUCCGCACAAGCUUCGGAUCCUCGCGUGGCAGCUCGAGUCGCGUCGCCAAAAGUUGCGCACGCGGAAUCGCCAUCAGCAGCGACUGUUUUGAAUUGUGCCGAGUCGGAGAAAUCGUUGGUGCAGCUGUUGAGCUCGCUAAAUCAAGGUGGGACCCCUGCGAGCUCAGCUGCGAUGGAUGCCAGUAGCCAGUCGAGCAAGGACAGCAGUCAACGUCCAAGUGAUGCUCGCUACACUCACACGAACGGAAUCGCAGCGAGAAGCGGAAGCAGCGGGAACACACAGAGUUCUGGCGAUACUGAGAUGGAGGCGUCUCCACGGACGUUCGCUGGACGUGGCAUUGCUGACCGUCGCCGCCCAGAUAAAAGUCCGUAUCAGGAUCAGUCUUCCACCAGCUCAGAUGAAUCCGACAGUCCGCGUCGUCCCACUGUUGGUGCGCGGCCGCUGGACCAGACGCCGACACGGAAGCGAAAGAUUAGUGACAGUACCGCCGAGGACAGUCCGGCACCGCGUGGCUCGGAGGAUAUAUCGUCACGUGAUGCUUCCAAGGUUGUACGCCGUAACGAUAGCGCUGCGAAAGAACAGAGUAAUGACAAGAAGCCCCAACACAAGGCCCAGGUUAGUCCGAAGCUCAGCGCGAAGAGUGGGGAGAAGGAGAUCACACAGAAGCCCGAAAGGAAGGAGAGCCAUACGACGACUCCGCCGCCUCAUCGUGGACCGGGUCGCCCUCGCAAACAUCCUCUUCCUGAGGGAGUUGCCCCGCCAGUGAGGAAGAAUGCACAAAAGCCGGCCCCUCCUGUGAAGAGGGGAAGAGGUCGACCCCCCAAGCGCCCGAAGCGAGUAAAACAGGAUGACGAAGAGACGGAGGACGAGUCGUUCCGUCAAGAAGACGAUGAGGGACAAGAAGACGACAGCGGAUCGGACAGCGAACUGGACGCGAACUUAGAUUUCUGCGAGGUUUGUCAGGGCGCUGGAGACCUCGUCUGCUGCGACAAAUGUCCGCGUUCCUACCACUUGAAGUGUCUGCACAUGACGGAGAAUGAUCUUCCAGAGGGCGACUGGCAGUGUGCGGAGUGCAAGAAACCGUCGCGGUUUGACGGAUACUCCACUGCGGUGGCUGCAGAGCAGAAUUUGCUGGACAGGUGUCUGAAGAUUGUGGCGUGUUUGAAGUCGCACCCGUUCUCGAAGCCGUUCCUGACACCUGUGGAGAAUGUGCCAAUGUACACGCGGGUGGUGAAGCAGCCCAUGGAUUUGUCGAAGAUCGAGAACAAGCUGAAGAAAGGCGCGUACGUCGUGGACAGCAACAUGGCGGCGUCGGGUGCCAAGAAGCUGGAUGUGACGCACUUCGCCAACGAUAUUCGACUGAUGUGGUCGAACUGCAAGCUGUUCAAUGACGACGGGUCUGGCAUCACACGAGCGGCAGAUAUCCUGUCGGCCGGCUUCGAGCGCCUGUAUAAAGAGUCUGUUGAGGCACCGUUGACUUCAUGA
This is a messenger RNA of Phytophthora infestans T30-4, 3117 nucleotides long. RefSeq lists its product as uncharacterized. Gene Ontology annotation, biological process: intraciliary transport. Bases 1 to 3117 code for a protein of 1038 amino acids. NCBI's taxonomy places the organism in Eukaryota, Oomycota, Peronosporomycetes, Peronosporales, Peronosporaceae. The record is from RefSeq and is a predicted model, not a curated record. The transcript is spliced from 3 exons. Gene Ontology annotation, cellular component: centrosome; intraciliary transport particle B; cilium. Gene Ontology annotation, molecular function: protein binding.